GAUAAAUCGAUCUAACACACCAUCUGUUAAGUAUAGGUUGGUGCGAUUAUAACCCUUCUGGGACAAACUAAAUGCACACCUUGUCAGCUCUGCACAGACUGCACUGAACUCAAUACGUCCAAUAACAGGUGAGCCCCCCUUACCUACUCGAAGCAAGCAAGCAAAGCAACCUCUCACGCUUUCACUUGUCCUAUAAACUGCCCGCAGCAUCCAUCGCGCUCUCACUCCAUUCACGGCGGGCGCACCCAACAACCAAGCUCCACUCUCUCGCUCUCUCUACCCGAGCCUGCCUAGCUAAUUAAGCUACCCAGCGAAUUGAAACCAAGGAGCUAGCUGGAGUAGCUACAAGUGCUAGAAACCCAUUUCGGAGGCAAAGAAUUAAUUGAAUUAAGGAAGCGCCAUGUUAGGCUGCUUCUCCCGGCUGCGUCGGCCGCCGCCGGCCACGGCGCCGGCGCCCGUGCAGGCGGCCGACGACGCGUCCACGUCAGCGGAGUCGACCUCCACCGUGGCCACGACCUCCUCCUCCUCAUCCGCGCCCUUCAAGAAGAACAUCAUCUCGCUCCACGCCGGUAGUAACGACGACGGCGCCAUUGUUGUCUCUGCGAAGAAGAAGGUGGACGCGACCCCGACGUCAUCGGCGCUCUCCGAGUCACCGGGGCUGUCCUCGGCCAUCGCGUCGCGGCGGUUCUUCCUGUCGUCGCCGGGGCGGUCAAACUCCAUCGUGGACUCCUCCUCGUCGGCGAUGCACGCGGUGGGGGGCGUGGCGGCGGUGCCGACGUACUCGCCGGACCCGCACGGUGACUUCCUGCGGUCCAUGGAGGAGAUGGCGGCCGCGCUCCGGCUGCGGGACGCGCGGCGGCGCGGUGACAGGGCGCGGCUCCACGAGCUGCUGCUCUGCUACCUCGCGCUCAACGACAGGGGGGCGCACAGGUACGUCGUCAGUGCCUUCACCGACCUCCUCCUCCGCCUCACCCGCACCGCCGACCUCGACGACGACGAUGAAGAAGGCUUGUAGAUAUACCAGAUCGAGCCCCGGAGAUAAAACAGUCUCUUCUUCCAAUUGAUCUCAAGAGCGUUGCUAACUAUGCUAUGCGUAGGAACAGAGUUUUUCUUUUUUGGCAAAAUGUUCGUGCCAUGCUCAGUUACCUUACCCAGAUCAUAUGCGUAUGCAUGUGCAUGUGCAUCUGGCUGUAAAUACGUCGUGUGAAAUUUCGUGGCGAAAGCCACUUUGGAGGAGUUUGUACCGUUGUGUGCGUUGCUUUUUGCUCUUUUAUGAAAGGUGUGAGCGUGCUAGUGAAGGCGGAAUAUCUUAGCUUCCACAAUCGUGUCGCUUUGUUUGCUUUGUGCGUAGUUGCGGUUUGUCUUUUUGGCCAUCUCUUACGCUUUUUACUGUGUAGGCACUAGCUUUCUGUUGGGGUAUCUAUCUGAAGGCCGGUUUGCUUUUGCAUUUGCUUAAAGCAAACAUGGUUAUGCCGUGACCAUCUUUUGUAAAUGUAAAGACAAUUCUAUUGGUUAUCA
Molecule: messenger RNA, 1518 nt
Organism: Brachypodium distachyon (stiff brome)
Lineage: Eukaryota; Viridiplantae; Streptophyta; Magnoliopsida; Poales; Poaceae
Product: transcription repressor OFP12
Exons: 1
Coding region: 401-1015 (204 amino acids)
Biological process (GO): negative regulation of DNA-templated transcription
Source: RefSeq, a predicted model, not a curated record